AUGUACUACGAUGAUUUUUACAUGGGCCAAGCAGUUGGCCGCCGACUUUCACGAGGAUCGAUGGGACAACGAGCCGGUACAGCUAUGCGAGUUAUGAAGCCUACCAGCGCCAACAACAGCCCCAGAUCCGUCAUGGCUGCCAGGAGGAGGACCAUGAUGAACGAUGGAACCAACACCCGCCGUCAGCAGCAAAUCCUGGAAUAUCUCAACACUGCUCAAAAUCUGGGGCCACCCAGACAAGAUGCCAUGACCAGCCAAGGUCGACCGUUGAGCUGGCAUCCGUCUUCACAUCUCCUCGCUCCUCAACCCAACUUCCAACAUACACCCGGCACCAACCCUCUCUCUACCCCUAACAUGUACACCGACUACCACGACAUGUACUUUGGUGCUGGUCCGCAAUAUUCUCCAAUGGUCGAGUCGUAUUCCACCAACACGUCUCCCGCUUCAACCUUUUCGCCACUACCGGCUGCCUUUCCGCCUCUGGAGAACGACCAGUACUUUGGUGCCGAGGGCUGGGAGAUGACGCAGAAACCUGAAGCUUUCUACACACCGACCGAGGAGGGACAAAUGUUCCCCAACUCGUUUCCAUCCGGCAUGGAAUCUGGCCAAAUGCAAGGCAACAACAGCGCCGAGUGGAACAACUUUAUCAUGCACGGCUUCAACAGGACCUCGCCUCCUACACCAGAGACGUUCCUCCAACCACCACAGCAGCAGGCGCCUACGCAAGAGAGAGCAGGUUCCUUCACUCAGGUAGAGCCUGCAGAGGAGGAGGAAGGCGAGAUCUUGGUUGGAAUGGGCUUGUACGAUACCCCAGACAAGCAUCAGGAAGACCCGCAGCUCAACAACUAUCGGUCAACUGUGUCGUCUCUGCUGGGCUCGACGUUUCGCCACCCGGAGCCUGUGGGCAAGGGCUUAAAGCUGGAGGAGACUUGGGAGCCUCCCAAGUCUGAAGAUGAAGACGACGACUCGGACGACGGGAAGGACGCCGAAGGCGAAGAAGAAGCAGCGGGCACUGCUUAA
Akanthomyces muscarius is the source of this 1020-nucleotide messenger RNA. RefSeq lists its product as uncharacterized. The record is from RefSeq and is a predicted model, not a curated record. The transcript has a single exon. Bases 1 to 1020 code for a protein of 339 amino acids. Lineage: Eukaryota; Fungi; Ascomycota; Sordariomycetes; Hypocreales; Cordycipitaceae.